Molecule: messenger RNA, 2095 nt
Organism: Centruroides sculpturatus (bark scorpion)
Lineage: Eukaryota; Metazoa; Arthropoda; Arachnida; Scorpiones; Buthidae
Product: major facilitator superfamily domain-containing protein 6-like
Exons: 8
Coding region: 398-2014 (538 amino acids)
Cellular component (GO): membrane
Source: RefSeq, a predicted model, not a curated record
UAACAGCGGUGACAUUAAUAACACAAUAAAACCUGUUUUCAGUAGAUGUAACAGUGUUUUAAAGGAAGUAUAUUGUAAAAUACAUUGCAAUAGUUUGGAAUAAAGUCACACAAUUAAAGGGGAUAAGGUUUGCCUUUAUGUCUGAAGGCCCUACAGAUGAACCCGCUGGCACCCACACUAUACGUUUUUUAGACUAUUGUAAGAAUACAAACAAAGAAAACUGUAUCUGAGAUGAAUUAAUGUAUGGAGGAAGCAUCUUAAAGUAAACAGUAUAUUAACUGUUUAAAAGUUAAAAGAUAUCAACUAAACAUCUCUGUCUGAACUUCGUCAUAAGACAACACUUCAAAGAAAAUUGAGAAGAAAUUCGAAUAUUAAUUGUUGUAGAAAAUUAUUCAAGAUGAUAUUUAAAUCCUGUAAAGUGACUGUUGAUAAGAAAAUGCUACCAAUGAAACUUCAUUUUUUCUUCUACGCUUUAGCCCUAGGAUCUGUGUUUCUUUACUUCUCAUUAAUAGCAAAAAAUAUCGGAAUUAGUGUUACAGGAGUAGGAAUAACGUUUACUAUAGUUCCAUUCGUUACAGUGUUAAUUAAUCCAAUAUUUGGAUGCAUAACUGAUAAAUUCAAAAAAAUUAAAUUUUUCAUUAUGCUUUUGGCAAUUCUUCAAACACCCAUUUACUUUUCCAUCAAUUAUAUUCCCGAAAUUGAAAAAGAAAAACAUGUUUUCUCUGACGUAAAAUUCUUAUGUAAUAAUGAUAAUGAUUCUAUAUUCAUUGAAUCUGCAAAGUUUCUAACAAUAAAUCCAAGCAAUAAAACUUUAGAGUGUAAUCUUGAAUGUAUGCCCUGUAACAACAGUGACAUAUUAUGCCACAGAAGUUUUAAUAUAUUCAGUAAAUCGCUUGUAAAUAAUUCACAAAUUAUGCAAGUAAUUAAUACAACCCUGGAGGAUAAUGUCACAUCUUCUAUCUGUUCUGAAGAAUGGAAGGAUAAUUGCUGGACAACGUGCUUCAUGGAUGAAGAAGAAGAUAGCAAUUCAUUCCUCCACUAUCAAUUCUGGUUGUUUGUCUUUCUAACAGCCUCUGGUAUAAUUAUAACUGAUAUUAUCAUAGCUUUAUCGGAUGUUGCAUGCUACGAAUCCCUUGAAGGAAGAGUUAAUCAAUUUGGUAAACAAAGAAUGUGGCUUUCUAUAGGAUGGGGAGUGAUAUCAGCAUGUACUGGAUAUAUUGUAGAGUUAGCAAAUAUGAAUAACAAAGGAAAAACCGAUUUUUCUGUAUGCUUUUAUAUGAUGCUACCAUUAAUGCUGUUAGAUGUUAUAAUACUUGGAUAUACAGAUAUGAAAAAGGAUAAAUCAUCGAGCCAUAUAUUAAGGGAUGUUAGGAAAAUAUUCGUAAAACCUCAUCCAUAUUUUAUUGUUAUUGCUGCAUUUCUUGUAGGAGCAUUUUCUGGUAUACAAUGGAAUUUUGCCUUUUGGUAUUUCGAUGAAAUGGGUGCUAGUAAGAUUUUAAUGGGUGUUAGUUCAGCGACGAUUUGUAUGUUUAGUGAAGUACCAUUCAUGUUUAUCUCUGGUUGGAUUAUUAAAAGAAUAGGAAGAGAUAACUGCAUGUGCCUUGCUUUUAUAGCAUUUUCCAUCUGGUUUUUAACUGCUUCGUAUAUAUAUAAUGCAUGGUGGAUUAUAUUACCUGAUCUGACUCAAGGACCGUGUUACGGUCUUUUCUAUGCAGCUAUGUCGUCUUAUGGGAAAAUCAUAGCCGCACCUGGAACUGAAGCUACCAUGCAAGCAAUUCUGAGGGCCACGUUUUUUGGCUUAGGCGUCGGUUCAGGAAGUUUAGUAGGAGGAAUCGGCUUCGAGAAAUAUGGCGGUCGAAUGACAUAUCGUUUUGCAGGAUUUUUUACUUUGGGUGCCGCUGUUGUAUAUAAGUUCAUAACCGUGUUUAUAGCAGGAGAAAAUUCUGUAAUAGGAGAUAAGAAAGAAGAAGCAGAAGAUAAACCUAAACUGGAAGACUUAUCCACAUGUAAAUAAAUGUGAAAUUCGUUUCGUUAAAUUGGAAUUAUACAAAUGUGACAAUAUAUAAUCGAAUAUUACAUCGAAAUUUAUUUUUUA